AUGUCCAACUCUGUAGCCCCAAAGAUCGAAUCUGCGAAUAAGGAGUAUGCCUCCACAUUCGAGAAGAUCACCAUCGGCCCAGCGCCAACACAUCAUUUCUUAGUGCUAACAUGCAUGGACGCACGCCUUGACGUCUUCCGCAUGUUGGGCCUUCAGAUCGGCGAGGCGCAUGUCAUUCGCAAUGGCGGCGGACGUGUUCCUGACGCACUGAGGUCCAUCAUCUGCUCGCAGCAACUUCUGGAGACACGAGAGAUUAUCAUCGUUCAUCACACUGACUGCGGGUUCACACAUUUCAACGAGGAGGAGCUGCGAUCUAAGAUCAGGAAGGACAUGAACCACGUGGCUGAUCACCUGGCAUUCAUGCCCUUCACUGAUGUCAAGCAGAGCGUGCUCGAUGAUAUCCAUCUGCUUAAGAACGAGCCUUUGGUGAUGAAUGUGCCCAUCACGGGGUACGUGUACCACACCGAGGUGGGGAAGCUUGAGAGGAUUCAGCAGUAA
This is a messenger RNA of Emericellopsis atlantica, 498 nucleotides long. RefSeq names its product carbonic anhydrase. The coding region runs from base 1 to 498 and encodes 165 amino acids. The record is from RefSeq and is a predicted model, not a curated record. Gene Ontology annotation, molecular function: carbonate dehydratase activity; zinc ion binding. The transcript has 3 exons. Lineage: Eukaryota; Fungi; Ascomycota; Sordariomycetes; Hypocreales; Bionectriaceae.